Molecule: messenger RNA, 906 nt
Organism: Colletotrichum godetiae
Lineage: Eukaryota; Fungi; Ascomycota; Sordariomycetes; Glomerellales; Glomerellaceae
Product: CFEM domain-containing protein
Exons: 6
Coding region: 1-906 (301 amino acids)
Source: RefSeq, a predicted model, not a curated record
AUGCUCCCAACGCUCGCCAUCAUACUCCGUCUCAUAACGAAAUUUGCCCGGCUAUCACCAUGGGGUUGGGAUGACUACACUAUUAUUGUGGCAUACAUUCUGCUUGUGGCAUAUGUUUCCCUGCACGUCUUCCUCGAAGAUAAUGGUGCCGGUAGAGAUCUGUGGACUCUAAGCGACUCACAGAUUACCCACUUCUUCAAGGGCUUCUACGCACUACAAACCUUGUACCAUGGCUGCAUCGACAUCAUCAAGGCCUCGAUUCUCUUCAUGUACCUUCGAAUCUUCCAUCUACCUGGCGAAAAGAUCACCAUUGCUUUAUGGGUCACGCAAGUCCUCAACCUCAUGAACGGCAUCAUCUUCAUCUUUGUCGGUCUUUUCCAAUGCAACCCCAUCAGUCUUGCAUGGACAUUUUGGACAGGAGAUGCGACUGGAAAGUGUAUCGACAUCGUCUACCUCGCGUUGGCACACGCAGGUAUCAACAUUGCGCUGGACGUUUGGAUGCUCAUUCUUCCCCUAACACAAGUUUGGGGCAUGAACCUGGCUCGCCGCAAGAAGUUCGCAAUCAUGUUCAUGUUCAGUCUUGGCAUGUUUCUCACAGUUGUGAGCUGCAUCCGGAUCAAAGCAAUCUUGGACUUCAGGAAAGACCCGCUGAAUCCUACCGUGGCCAUGAUGCCGAGCGUCAUCUGGACAGACCUUGAGCUGUACGUGGGGAUCUUCACGGCCUGCAUACCGACACUUCGUCAAUUCUUUGUCCGAUUUAUACUUCGACAGUCGGAGAAGAAGAAGCGCUUGAGCUCGGCUGUGGCUGAGUACAGAGGCUCGAUGCUCACUCCCAAAAAGGGCGGGUCGCAGCAGAUAAGCGAGCUUGACACUAUAGAUGACAGCUGCCACAAUAAUUCUCCGUGA